Messenger RNA from Penicillium atrosanguineum, 1659 nucleotides. RefSeq names its product fungal specific transcription factor domain-containing protein. Gene Ontology annotation, biological process: regulation of DNA-templated transcription; DNA-templated transcription. The transcript is spliced from 3 exons. Gene Ontology annotation, cellular component: nucleus. Gene Ontology annotation, molecular function: DNA-binding transcription factor activity, RNA polymerase II-specific; zinc ion binding; transcription cis-regulatory region binding. The record is from RefSeq and is a predicted model, not a curated record. NCBI's taxonomy places the organism in Eukaryota, Fungi, Ascomycota, Eurotiomycetes, Eurotiales, Aspergillaceae. The coding region runs from base 1 to 1659 and encodes 552 amino acids.
AUGCAUUCCCUUUUCAUGCCAUGCUUCCCUCUAAUCGAAUAUAGUCUGAAAACCCGCCAGGGAUGUGAAGGUGACACUGCAUACACGACGCCUCAUUCCGUGCUAUCAGGUUCUGUACCGAGAGAGUCGUCACCAAGGCCGGAUAUUCCUUUACCUGGCUCGGAGUCUUCCGUUGCAAGCGUAACUGCCGAAUUGCGCCUCGGCAGGAAGAGAUCUGUUCUGUUUACCCAUGAGGCUACCGGCAUCAACCUCACGUCCAGUGUUGUGGCGGAAAUGCUAGAAGAAUACUAUUUCCAUCUACACCCGAAGUUCCCGCUUUUGCUUGACCCAGUCACCGUAAUCGACAGCUACGAGAAAGAACCCUUGUUGUUCUGGGGCGUAUUGGCUAUUGCAAGCAAAGACUCAGAAAAGCAUACAGCUAUCAACACUCGGUUACAGAUCCUUUCAAGGCAACUGACAGCAGAUAUUAUCCUCCUUGGCACUCGGUCCAUCUACCUUGUCCAAGCUUUACUUCUACUAUAUGUUUGGUCUUCUCCCCAAGGAAGCAUGAAUAAGGAGCCGCUGUCAAUGUACUGCGCACUCGCUAUUUCUAUGGCACGCUCUCUUGGUUUACACCGUCCGCAAUAUCCAUUCCCUUUGUUUGCUGCAAUGUCAUCGGAGGUCGGAACCUUGGAAACUCGGCGAGCAACCUGGCUGUCUUGUUUCAUCGUGGAUCAAUGGCACACCGCAAGAUUCGGGGUACCAAGCUCCGUUAGGAUCGACCACACAGUCCUUCAAGCCCUAAAUGUUCCGAUGCCUGGGGUACCAGCGACUACGAGGAUUCAACUCCAUAUUGCUCUCGUCACCUCAAAGAUUUCGGCUGCCCUAGGAGAAUGUGAGACCUCGGCCACCGGGCUCACGGCGGAUCCCCUUCCGUUUGUGCGGUUGUUUGAAACUGAGCUUGGCAUGAUACAAGAUAGAUAUGCUAGCGAAUGGUCUCCCGCCGAUGAGGUGUCAUUCCUUGACGCGCGGCUUAGCCUGUACUCUUACGUUCUCGACCAGGGGAAGAAUCAGCCCUCAGAAAGCCUUCGUCCAGUGAAUGAAAUCAUCACUCAAAGCAGUGUCACGGCAAGACAGCUCCUGAUUGUGGUGACUACAUUUCCCGAUAUACUGAGUAAAGGGAUAUUUCAUAUCUUCCGCUCUACAAGCUACGCGGUAUUCUUUCUUUUACGCAUCCUUGAAAUGGCGCCUAGUCAGUUCAUCGAUGAAGCGGGUAUUAGGAAUAUCAUCAGACGGACCUUUGCGCUCAUGAAAGACAUGUCUGAAACGGGGAGUGACCGACGGUUUCAAUGCGUACGAGUCUGCAGAAUCAUUGAGCACAUGAUUGAUUAUAAAGACUGGGAUACAGACAUGCCGUUUACAGGUAAAGCCGGAUCAUUUAUGGCCAAUAACUUUGUCGCCGAUGUUGCGGCCAGGGGAAUUAUCAAAGCCAAUCAGCGGCACUCAGCUGCGCGAACAGAACGCGAUUGCGGAGUAUCCGGAGAAGCAGAAGUUUCGGCAGAGGUGGAGUCGGAUUUUAACCUCGACUUUUCAAUAUGGGACCCGAUGGAAUGGGCUGUGAAUUGGCAGAAUAUUGAUGACCUACUCCUUCCCAGCGAAAAUACGCGUGGAUUCUCAUGA